AAUCAGAGAGAAGGCGGUCGCGACGAUUUCGAGAUUCUUCGUCCUUUUCUUCUUCGUUCGUAAAUUUGGUUCAAUAGAAAGAAAAAAAAUGAAGAGGAGAAUAUCAAAGAUAGGAAGCUACGCAAUAUCAUCAUCCAUAAUAAGAGAUUGCAUCUCCUGCACUACUUUCAACAUCCUCGCUCCCAUCUACAAACGCCUCUCCCUAAACGAUCAAAGCCUCCGCGAAAGCGAUAAUCGAUCGUACUGGAUGGGGAGGAAUCACCGAAUCCUCGAUUGGUUGCUCUACGAGAGGUCCUCAAUCAUAUGUCUCCAGGAAUUUUGGGUAGGGAACGAAGAGCUUGUUCGUUUGUACGAGAAGAGACUCGGUGACGCUGGUUACCUCUGUUUCAAACUCGCCCGUACCAACAAUCGUGGUGACGGUUUGCUUACGGCUGUUCAUAAGGACUAUUUCAGAGUUGUGAACUCUCGAGAUUUGCUUUUCAACGAUUGUGGUGACAGAGUCGCGCAGUUGCUACAUGUAGAGUUAGUUCCUCCUUACUCUCAGUACGAUGCUCAUCAGCAAGUUUUGAUCGUCAACACUCAUUUGUUGUUUCCUCAUGACUCUACGCUCUCUAUUGUAAGAUUGCAGCAGGUUUAUAAGAUUCUUCAGUAUGUUGAAUCUUAUCAGCAAGAAGUUAAUCUCAGUCCUAUGCCUAUUAUACUUUGCGGAGAUUGGAACGGAAGUAAGAGAGGACACGUCUACAAGUUUCUCAGGUCACAGGGUUUUGUCUCCUCUUACGACACUGCUCAUCGUUACACAGAUUCUGAAUCUCAAAAGUGGGUAAGCCAUAGGAAUCACCGGGGUAACAUAUGCGCUGUCGAUUUCAUAUGGCUUCUGAAUCCAAAUCGGUAUAGAAAGCUUCUUAAAACAAGUUGGAGUGAGGCAGUGUUUGGCAUGUUCAGGUAUCUACUGAGAAGAGCUUCACUAACAGCUGAAGAUGCGUUUGCCUUUCUUAAAACCGACAAUGAUGGUGACCACAUUACAUUCAUGGGCUUCUGCGAGACUCUUCGGCAGCUCAAUCUAACGGGUCAUUGCAAUGAACUCACGACAAAAGAGAUCAAGGAUCUGUGGAUUCAAGCUGACAGCGAUGGAAACGGUCUUCUCGAUUACAAGGAGUUUCAGCAAAGAAUUUGGAAUCCGACGUGGACUGAACAAAGAGAUGCCGAGGACGGAGAUGCAAAAGGUAACCAAGAACAAACAGUUGGUUUCAGCGUCAAGAACGCAGUAUUGUUUCCUCCUGAAGUGGAGAAAGGAGUGUGGCCAGAAAAUUACUCUCUCUCAGAUCACGCCAGACUAACUGUUGUAUUCUCUCCCAUAAGAAUGCCUUGCUCCCAAUUGGUUCCAUUUUUAGAGACCUCUUAAGUUUUUGUGUCCUUAGAAAUCAGAAUCAACACUUUUGCUCGGUUUCCAUUGGUAGGGAAGCUUAAAGACUUGCGGCACCUCCAUGAGCGCUCUCACCCCUGAGGUUUCUGCGUCUCGGGGGAAGAAGAGAAAGGACACACACAACACUGAGUCUUAUAUCAUGUACAAAACAUGUAAACCAAAUAUAGAAGAUUUCAUGUAAAAAUGAAAUGGUGUAGUAGUCUUCUAUAUUUGGAAAGUAGAUUUAUUUUGCCCCUUUUUGUUUCUAUUUUUUCCUUUUGCAAAGGACUUUAUAAAGAAUGCUCUAAGUUACUGUGGUUUGAAUGAUCCCAUUAACUUAUUAUUCACGUUAA
Messenger RNA from Raphanus sativus (radish), 1755 nucleotides. RefSeq lists its product as uncharacterized. The coding region runs from base 89 to 1402 and encodes 437 amino acids. The record is from RefSeq and is a predicted model, not a curated record. Gene Ontology annotation, molecular function: 3'-5'-RNA exonuclease activity. The transcript is spliced from 9 exons. Lineage: Eukaryota; Viridiplantae; Streptophyta; Magnoliopsida; Brassicales; Brassicaceae.